GUGCGAUGAGAGAUAUGUCAUUUAUGACGUAGAUAAUAUUUAAAUCACUUUAAGAGAUAGGUGGUGUUAACCACAACCAGCAGACAUGCCGGAGUCGGCUGAGCAAGCUUCUGGUACAACAACGAAGGACACGAAAUAUUUCAAGUUGUCGUCGGGUUCACUUGGUGGUGGUGAUGGCGCGAGACCAAAGGUUGUCACAGUCAAACAUCCAGAAUCCAACAAACCGAAGCCAACUGUUAAAAAGAAUAAACCCAUACUUGCGGAUUUAGAUGUAUCGAAAGAUUUUUUAAGGUGUAAAGAGGAUGGUGAGACUAUAUUGGAUUUAAGCAAGUCCAGUAUAACUCAGCUGCCAUCGACUGUACGGGAAGUAACCCACCUUGUUGAAUUUUACCUUUAUGGCAACAAGUUAGUGACUCUUCCUCCAGAGAUAGGUUUCUUAGUCAAUCUUCAUACUUUGGCUCUAAGUGAAAACUCUCUUACAAGUUUGCCUGAUGCACUUGCAAAUCUGAAGUCUCUUAAAGUCCUUGAUCUCAGGCAUAAUAAACUGAAUGAGAUUCCUGAUGUAGUUUACAAGUUAACAUCACUAACAACAUUGUUUCUUAGGUUUAACAGAAUCAAGGUUGUAGGAGAGGAUAUCAGGAAUUUAACCAAUCUAACGAUGUUAAGUCUACGGGAGAACAAAAUAAAAGAACUGCCAGCAGGUAUAGGAAAGUUGGUAAAUCUCAUAACAUUUGAUGUGUCCCACAAUCACUUAGAGCAUUUGCCUAUGGAAAUAGGUUACUGUGUUCAGCUAUCAACUUUGGAUCUUCAGCACAAUGAGCUGUUGGAUAUCCCAGAAUCGAUUGGCAACCUGCAAGCAUUAACACGUUUGGGCCUGAGGUACAAUCGUCUGAGUGCAAUACCACAAUCACUUAGUAAUUGUGUGCAUAUGGAUGAAUUUAAUGUUGAAGGAAAUGCUAUUUCACAGCUUCCUGAUGGUCUUCUGUCAAGUUUAUGUGAUCUGACCAGUCUCACUUUAUCAAGAAAUGGAUUUACUUCCUACCCAUCUGGAGGCCCAGCUCAGUUCACAAGUGUGUAUUCUAUCAAUAUGGAGCACAACCAGAUUGACAAGAUUCCGUAUGGCAUAUUCUCACGUGCUAAGAACCUAACCAAACUCAACAUGAAGGAGAACUUGCUUACAUCCCUCCCAUUGGAUGUGGGAACAUGGGUUAACAUGGUGGAGUUGAACCUUGGUACAAAUCAGCUGAUGAAGAUUCCUGAUGACAUCCAGUUCCUGCAAUCCUUAGAAGUACUCAUACUGUCCAACAAUAUUUUGAAACGAAUCCCCACCAGUAUUGGAAACCUACGUAAGUUGCGGGUUCUGGAUCUAGAAGAAAAUAAGAUUGAGUCUCUGCCAAAUGAGAUUGGGUUCUUGCGUGAUUUGCAGAAACUCAUAGUCCAGUCCAAUCAGGUAACUACACUACCCAGAGCAAUUGGGCAUCUUACAAACCUUGUGUACCUCAGCAUUGGUGAAAAUAACUUGAGUUACCUACCAGAAGAAAUUGGAACACUGGAGAAUCUUGAGUCACUGUACAUCAACGACAACCCCAGUCUGCACAAUUUGCCAUUUGAACUUGCCCUCUGUACAAACUUGCAGAUCAUGAGUAUUGAAAACAGCCCACUGUCACAGAUACCACCUGAGAUUGUAGCAGGGGGCCCCUCUCUUGUUAUCCAUUUCUUGAAGAUGCAGGGGCCUUAUCGAGCAAUGUGAAUAUCCACAAUAUGUAGUGAAGCACAGAUUAUGAAAUAAGAAGACUUCAGAAUCUCUUGACUGAAUGUUGUGUAUUAUUUGUGAACAGGUUCUGCUGUCUGCAUGACCUUGAGUAUUAAUAAAUAGUUGUUCAUAAUAUAGAAGUGGUGAAAGAGAAAGCCAAACUGAGAGAAAAAGUUGCAGUUAUUUUGCAGGCAGUGAAUUGCCAUUUGUUUUUCCACUUCAAAGUAACAUUUACCAGUGGUGCAAACCCUUUAUAACUGCAGUUCUGAAUUUAGAAGCUAAACUAACCAUUGUAGGUUUAUGUUGUUGAAGUUGCAAAUCCUGAUUUAUGUCCGCAUUUCUGUAAAAAGGCUGUUCCCACUGCUUAUGGCUCAGGCGGGUGAGGUCUAAAACCCAUUUAGGUUUCCACAAAAAGUUUUUCAGAAUCCUGUUAGUGAGUUGCAUACAUCUGUUUAUAACUCAGCUAUAGAAAUCAAUAAUACAGAUACUAAUGGAGUUCUGUGAAACUUGGUAUGAACAUCAAGCCAUUAAAUACAUAAAUUUUAACUCCUUGUCACAUACAAUAUCGACAUGGCAACCAGCAAACUUGUAAGCUGAGAACAGCAUUAGUGCCAAGCAGAAAGGGUCUAAUUUUUGUAUGGUGACAGACUUUUAAAGUAUGUGACUUUAACAUAACAUUUUGGGGAUAAUGGAAAGUAACGUAAUCGCACAAAAUAUUUUAGUUUGAUGACUUGUAACUUGACAUACAAAAUUUUAAAGUGAGAUAAGUACAUCUGCUAGUAGGAUGUGUGGCAUUAAAACUUUCAAGGUCCAAGCCUUCAUAACCCUACAUGCACCAGGUGCUUUUAAUAUGUGUUUGUUAUUUGUUGUGAGUUUGAAGUGUCAGAUGUUUGGAUAACAUUUUCCAAUUCAUGUGGUUAAGAUGUGUCACUCAGUAAAUAUGCAGUGUUCAUUUCUGGAAGUAGGUUAUGUAGUGGAUUUAUGUUUGUUUCUCAGAAUGUUGUUGUCUGUGUUACUGUACUUAGAAAUUAAGAAUAACAUAUAUAAAUGGUCAUACCAUAUCUAACAUAAAUGGUUCUAUGUAAUUGGAGUUUUGUAUCAUUUUAAACAUAACUAUGAAAUUGAAACUGAAAGAAAAAUCAUUGUAGAACUGUUUUGCUGUUACAGUAUAAUAAAUUAACUUUCUUCUGUAAACUGUGGUAAGUAAUCCAGAAUUUGCUUCACUAAAUGUUAUAAAAUGUUCAUUUGUUGAUGUAACAUACGGAAUGAUUGUCAUUGGCCCAACAAAAUGUGCUGAUUAGCUGCCUGCAAGUGUAAAAUAAAAUUAUGCUUUUCAUGUAAACAAUUCUAAUAUGAAAUCUGGUUAGUAAGGUCCAGAACUUAUUGUCUUUAUUGUCUUAGUAUUGAACUAAAGGUCACAACAAUUAAUCAAAUGUAUCUAUCCACUUCAAAACAGUGUUCUUAGAAAUUAGGAAUAACAUAUAUAAAUGGUCAUACCAUAUCUAACAUAAAUGGUUCUAUGUAUAUGGAGUUUUGUAUAAUUUUAAACAUAGCUAUGAAAUUGAAACUGAAAGAAAAACCAUUGCAAAACUGUUUUGCUGUUACAGUAUAAUAAAUUAACUUUUUUCUGUAAACUGUGAUAAGUAAUCCAGAAUUUGCUUCACUAAAUGUUAUAAAAUGUUCAUUUGUUGAUGUAACAUACAGAAUGAUUGUCAUUGGCCGAACAAAAUGUGGUGAUUCUGCUGCCUGCAAGUGUAAAAUAAAAUCUAUGCUUUUCAUGUAAACAAUUCUAAUAUGAAAUCUGGUUAGUAAGGUCCAGAACUUAUUGUCUUUAUUGUCUUAGUAUUGAACUAAAGGUCACAACAAUUAAUCAAAUGUAUCUAUCCACUUCAAAACAGUGUUCUUAGAAAUUAGGAAUAACAUAUAUAAAUGGUCAUACCAUAUCUAACAUAAAUGGUUCUAUGUAUAUGGAGUUUUGUAUAAUUUUAAACAUAGCUAUGAAAUUGAAACUGAAAGAAAAACCAUUGCAAAACUGUUUUGCUGUUACAGUAUAAUAAAUUAACUUUCUUCUGUAAACUGUGGUAAGUAAUCCAGAAUUUGCUUCACUAAAUGUUAUAAAAUGUUCAUUUGUUGAUGUAACAUACGGAAUGAUUGUCAUUGGCCCAACAAAAUGUGCUGAUUAGCUGCCUGCAAGUGUAAAAUAAAAUUAUGCUUUUCAUGUAAACAAUUCUAAUAUGAAAUCUGGUUAGUAAGGUCCAGAACUUAUUGUCUUUAUUGUCUUAGUAUUGAACUAAAGGUCACAACAAUUAAUCAAAUGUAUCUAUCCACUUCAAAACAGUGUUCUUAGAAAUUAGGAAUAACAUAUAUAAAUGGUCAUACCAUAUCUAACAUAAAUGGUUCUAUGUAUAUGGAGUUUUGUAUAAUUUUAAACAUAGCUAUGAAAUUGAAACUGAAAGAAAAACCAUUGCAAAACUGUUUUGCUGUUACAGUAUAAUAAAUUAACUUUUUUCUGUAAACUGUGAUAAGUAAUCCAGAAUUUGCUUCACUAAAUGUUAUAAAAUGUUCAUUUGUUGAUGUAACAUACAGAAUGAUUGUCAUUGGCCGAACAAAAUGUGGUGAUUCUGCUGCCUGCAAGUGUAAAAUAAAAUCUAUGCUUUUCAUGUAAACAAUUCUAAUAUGAAUUCUGGUUAGUAAGGUCCAGAACUUAUUGUCUUAAUAUUGAACCAAAGGUCACAACAAUUAAUCAAAUGUAUCUAUCCACUUCAAAACAAUGUUCUUUUCGAUUGUGCACUGUGAUGCCAGCAGUCCUGCCAUUUGUUGGAUUAUAUCUGGUAUUCCUUUAGGAUGAUGUUUUGAUUCCCACAUCACUCUGUAUGAUCUAUGGUACCUACAGAAAUCCCUUUUAUUUUAAGGUACAUUUCAGAUUAGAGAAUAUAAAACAGUCAUGCAGUUGGAAAUUUAGUGAGUGGUGCAGCAGUGUGCUUGACCAAGAAUUGUUUUAUGCUGAAUGAGAUAACAUUAUUAUGGCAUGCAGGACAAAUUGUGUUGAGUGCUACAACUUCACAAAUAAUCAUUCUUCCAAGUACAGGAAAGUGAAAGUAACUAAUUCCUCAUGUUUCACUGCUGAUGGACAAUCAUAAAAAUCUCAGCUCAGUCGGUCAGUAGGCUACAGGCUGGACAACUAGGAUUCAUUUCCCAUCACUGCAGGAUUCUUUUCUUUGCCAUUAUAUCCUGACCUAGCCUCCUAUCCAGUAAUAUUCUCUGCCUGGGAGUAAAGUGCCCAGGGUAUGAAGCUGACAACUUCUACCUAGUGCUAAAGUUAUGAAUACAUGUACCUUUGAAACACUGGUAAACUUGUACAGACUACACAGUGAUACAACCCAGACAACUGUCAUCUUCAGGCUCACCACUGUCAAAACCUGAAACCAUACUUAAGAUAUACAAUGAUUUGACAGGUAUUUUAUAGCAGUUUUGUUUUCUGGGUUGCAAUGCUGUGGUCUUUUAGGUGGUUACCAACAUUUCAGGACGUGAAGAGUGUGAGGAAUGGUGUGAUUUAUAAUAUGGGGUUAAAGAAGAACAGGUAAUUGGAAUUGUCUGGUUAAAACACAAGGGAUAAAGAGGGGAAGUGUGGAUUGUCUUGGGUCAAUAUGAAAGAGCCCCCAUACAGGAAAGCAGAGAGGAAGAUUAUGUCAGAAAAGAACCCUUCUAUGGGCCAGGAGAGUAAACACUGGUGGUAGAUAUAGCAACCAAAAGGUAAAUAAAAAUAUUAUAGAAGUAAAGGGAAUUCAACAUAUUUGAAGGAGAUAUCCAAUUCCAGACUUAAAUCAAUGAGAUUACCGAUGUAGUGAUAUAAAUGAGAAAUAAUUUUGUGUGUACAAGUUUUUAUCAGAAAUAAAUGAACAUCAAGGGUCAGUGAGGCAUGUAAAAUUACAGAGAAUAUGUUAUUUUAUUUUCACACAGUUAUAAUAUAAGCCAGUAUGAGAUUAGAUGUCACUUGAAACCUUUUUCCAGUGUAUCACCAUGUCAAAAGCAGCAAAACUUUGAACACAUCCAAGUUUAUAUUGAAAUACCCUGCUAUAAUUUGGCACUUUGUGAACAAUUAAUGUUGAUGUGUGCUAGUUUAUUUGAUAGUGAUUUCUCACAUUCUUACUGUACUCUAUGUUGCAUAUAAACACAACUGAAAUGUCUAAGAGGGUGCAUUUAAAAUGCAUUUGAUCAUGGAAUAUGUGGUCAGUGACUACUGAAACAGAAAGCAGAUUUGCUUAGAUUCUUUUUGUUCCUCAUUACCAACUGCAUUUUCAGCCCAAAGUCCUGUAUGACCCUUCUGAAGUUCACAUGAGAGAACAAAACUGUUAGUACCAUUGUAAUGGUUGGUAAAUAAUCCUAAAUUAUGCAACAUAUUUCUCUGGUAAACCUAUGAUACCACAUAAAAACCAAAAAUCAGGCAAAUAUUUUGGUUUUUUUGUUUGUUUACAUUUUCCAGAUUCAAAGCCAGCUGUAAUUCAGGUCACAAACAGAAGCUGUCCAGCUUCAUAAAGUAUUAUAUUACACAAGAGAAUAACUAAGGUACUUACCUAUUACUUAUAAAAUGUGGUCACUGGCCAUUGCUAACAGACUUAGCCUCACUGGUGUAUUUAGUUCAUUGGAGUCAAUAAAGCAACAGAAUCUAUCAUUUAGAAUGUUACAGUAAUACAGACAUGAUGCGAGUCAUGUGGGAUGCAAAAUAAGUCACUGUGUUCAGUGAAUUUGGUUGUAUUUUGUCCCAAUGCCAGUUUGUUGCCACUGUUUGGAAAGCUGAAUAUUGUAUUACUUGAUUAACAUGUUUACAGGAACUGAAAUUUUAUUUCUGUCUUAGCAGGAAUAUUAACCCUGAAACCAUACUAUAAAUUAAUUACUUUGAAUACCAUGAAGAUCUGUAAGCAGAUUAUCAUUCCAAUUAUUUGCAGAUUCAUCCUAAGUUAGUAUCUUGUGUCAUUCCAGUUACUUAUAUAUUCUUCUUAGGUUAGUAUCCUGCAAUUUAAUUGAUGUUUCUGUACAGAUCUUCAGUAUUUUUUGAUUUUGUUCUUGGAUUCAUGCUCAUUGUCCCUUCUGGCUUAUUAUACUGGGUGUCCACUUCGCCAACACUUUACCUGCUGUGAAGUUUGAUGAAGUGUCAUUGAAAAUAAUAGCAGUUUAACAUGUAAGGAACGUAACCAAUAUGAAAUGAGGAGACAUAGAAAUUCCAAAUAGUGCUGGAAAUAUGAAGAUGAAUUAGCUGCAAGGGGCACAUAAACAAUUAAUGAUCAUUACUGACUAAAGUGAAUUAACAUUGUGCCAGAUGUAUAAAAAUAUCAUAGUAAUUUUCUAUUACUUGAUGUGGGUGUUAACACAAGACAUUGUUUUUGUUAUAUACUGCUGUAGAGAGAAUUUUCAGUGUAAUCUAAGCUGUUCUUGUUUGUGAGUUUCUGUUGUGUAUGAAAUAUGUAAACAUGUAUAUUUUUACUCCAGAAAGUCAUCGAAACAAAGACCUACAUAUAAAAAAAUUGUUACAUAUUGCUAUAUCCAUUACUUUGUAUUUUUCAGAUUGCAGUCAGUUAUCAUCAGGUAUUUCAGUUACUUAAGUGCUAAUAUCUUAAUUUAGAAGUUGUCCCGCUUUUCAGACAAUGUGAAAAAUUUACCCUUCAGAACCAUUUCAUUGUGACUGAGCUAGUUACAGAACAAAGCUGAAAAAUGUUAAUAAGGAAAGGUGAGAUCUGUUUGGCUAAAAUCAGAUGUAGAGUUUUCAGAACAUUUAAACAAGUGGCACUAAAGUUUAACAAUAAUUAAAAUAUAGCUGUCAAGCAUAGUAAUAAAAUUAAUCACUAAAAUCUGUUCUUGAAUACACAAAUCAUAUUAAAUGAAAGAACUCUGUUGUAAUUUGUAGCAUUACUUUAAUAACUAUGUCGUACAGACUAUGUUUAUGUAGUGCAUGUAGUUUAUGUAGUACCAAUGAAUAUUGUGUAACCGUAGAAACCAGCAGUGGAAUUGUGUGUGGAUAUAUAUGUAUAUAUGAACCAUAAUAACAUGACAGUCAGUUGAUAAAUAUUAAAGGAAUAAAUUACAUUAUAAAUAUUAUUGUAAUAUGAAAUAGAAGGGUUAGGAUAAUGACUGGAACUAUCGUUACUCAUGAAACACUGUUAACCUUUAUCAUAUGAGAACAGGAGCUUUAAAUCCCUGUACUAUGGAGCUGCCAGUGAAAUUUUAACUACAGGGUUAAUGAUUUAGCAGUAUGUUACUGUUAUGCACAACCAGUCAGUCUGACCAUGUGGAAGCCAUGUUACUCAGUUGAUAGAAGUUAAGGGGGAAUAAUAAUUAAUAUAGAAGAAUAUGUGGAAGUCAUAAAACCUAAAUGGCUGAGUCUGUGGAAACUGAAAUACAAUUUAAUACUUAUUGUUCUUAAUAAUUGCAUUAAUUAUUUUUGUUUUAUAAUUACACGGAAUGAAAGAAAUUAUAUAAAGAGGUGUAAUAAAAUAUGUGAUAAGGAGGGCUGUGUUUGUUGUCCUGGAGUUGUUGACUCUUAUAAAUGUUAAAAAGCAAGGUGGAACACAUUUGUAAAAAAAAGACUUGCUAAACUCUAAAAAGAAAAGAAAUUUCAAUGUAUAGUACCAUUUUUAAGACAUACCAAUAGUGGUUAAAUUUCAUGUUCUCAAAAACAGUUGAAGCUAAAAUAUAUAAAAACAGGAUCAGAAGAGCAAUUCUGUCUCAAGCAGAAUAUAUCUCCAUAAAUAAUUAGCUGUACUCUUUGUAAUUCCAUUUAUUGAUUGGUUCUUGCAAUGCAUUAACUUUCUUGAUUCUAUCUUCAUCAUUAAACAUCUUUAUUAUUAAAUUUGAA
This is a messenger RNA of Zootermopsis nevadensis, 8603 nucleotides long. RefSeq names its product leucine-rich repeat protein shoc-2 (gene Sur-8). Gene Ontology annotation, cellular component: cytoplasm. Lineage: Eukaryota; Metazoa; Arthropoda; Insecta; Blattodea; Termopsidae. The record is from RefSeq and is a predicted model, not a curated record. Gene Ontology annotation, molecular function: protein binding.